AUGGAAGACACCAAUGCAAGAAAUGCAGAUGAGACAGGACCUUCUGAUGCUAGAAUGACUCGGUUAGAAAGAAUGGUUGAAGCUCUGACUGGAUUGGUUAGACAACAGCUAGAACAAAACCAACAACCACAACAAAGACAACCUUUUCCACCACCUCCUCCACCACCUGUUCAAGUGGAACCGAACAAUUAUGAUGACAUCAUUACAAUGACACAGAAAUACAAGAAACUGAAACCACCAGAAUUUGCAGGGGGAAUUGAACCUUUAAAAGCGGAGGCAUGGGUAUUAGAAACUGAAAAGAUUUUUGAAGUGUUUCCGUGUACAGAUGUCUAUAAAGUUUUGUUAGCAACAUUUACUCUGAUAGAAGAAGCUCGAAGAUGGUGGAUGCUCGUACGAGGUGAGAAUAGGGACUUGACAUGGGAUCGAUUCAAAGGAAUGUUUUAUGAAAAGUAUUUUCCACAAUGCAUGCGAGAUAGGAAAGUAUCCGAAUUUGAGCAGCUGAUGCAAGGUACAAUGUCAGUAGCGGAGUAUGAAAGUAAGUUUACCGAAUUAGCUCGUUGUGCUCCUCAUAUGGUUGAUACAGAAUACAAGAAAGCAAGGAAAUUUGAGGGCGGCCUACAUGUUGAAGUCCUUGACCGGUCUAUAACUACACCUGAACUAGAAAGUAAGAAAUUCAAGAAACAGAGGAUGGAAGCGGUUAGUGAAUCAGUGGCCUCCGUGAAUGAAAAUUUGAACUCAAGCUUUCAUGAUAAUACAACAAGGGGAAAUAGUGAGAGUGUAGGUAAACCUAUUUGUAGGGAAUGUGGGAAGCAGCAUGGGGGCAUUUGCCGCCGAGGAACUGGAGUUUGCUACAAAUGUGGACAACAAUGA
This is a messenger RNA of Camellia sinensis, 870 nucleotides long. NCBI's taxonomy places the organism in Eukaryota, Viridiplantae, Streptophyta, Magnoliopsida, Ericales, Theaceae. The record is from RefSeq and is a predicted model, not a curated record.